AUGCUAAUGAGAGGCAUUGCGGAUGGCGCCUGUACAUUUCCGGAUGCUCUGCGAGGUACAUGGAUAAGCAGUAACUUUGGAGACGCUGAAUUUACUGACACCAUCAUGUACUUAUCACAGUACGACAUUACAUCGGACUCCACCACGUCAGGCACAGCUUCGAAUUUUACCUGUGACUUUACUUCAGGAAGUUACUAUGUCUUAAGGACAGCCAACAACUACACGAGUCCUUCAGCUGGCAUUUACUACUGGUAUCUCUGUUUGGAGCUGACAUCCAUAACAGCAUAUUCUUACUACUAUUAUAAUUCCAGAGCUAACAAUGCCGGGGCGGGUUUGUACACAGAGUAUACAGAUGUCUGUACAAUAGGACAGGCUACCGAGCUUUUCCAUGUUUUACUCAAGGAAGGUUCUGAGUCGGAGGCGCUAUCGUACUGUGCCAAACCUUUCCUAGGGGUGUUUACUUACAUUCAUACCUCCUCGUCAGCUGACUGUGGUCUGAACUGGGGCGAGUCCCUACUAGACGUCUGUAACAACAACAGAACUAACAUGGUCUUUGAUUACAAUCAAUGCAACGCCCGAGUGGCUUUCUCUGCGGGAGGACGCGUGGGUUGUGUCGCUACUCUCAACGACGGCACCACUUACUACCAGAGUGUCAUCAACUUUGAUACCACUCUCAGCGUGUCUCCUAGAGCCUACAGAUUUACUUGUUUUGUGAUUGAAUUUGACGGAGAAAAUGUCACCGCUUCAGAGAAGGGAGAGAACUGCGAUGCAGGCCAAACAGCCACCACUAAACCGAGUGCCCCUGGGAGUCUUCUUUUUCUUGUAGCUAAUAGUAAGGAUAACAUUGAGACAGCGAGUUCACCAGAAGAAUCGGACAACACGGCAGUCAUUGUAGCGGGGGUGGUGGUGACCCUAUUGGUUAUAGCAAUCAUCAUAGGGGCGAUACUGGGCUAUAGAUACUUCAAGAAGAAACAAGAGGAAAAACUUUUCACUAAGAGAAAAAUUAAUCCUGUGAUUACCGUUGGAACGGUCGACAGUCUGAAGAAAAUGCCGGAACCUUUGGUUAAUACGAACAGUAACACCAGCAAAUCCAAAGAUAACAGUCUCAGCAACAACAACAACAGGUCCACUGAUAACAGUCUGGAUAACAACAACAGUAACAAAUCUAGUGAUAAUGUAUCCAGUAACACAGACAACAAGACAAAGAAUGACAACAAAACUGUUCCAACAGCGGAAAUACUGGUGACAACUGAUGGUGAAUUGCAAGAUGUGGAUGCUGAUAAGGAAAACAUUCAACAAGAGAUGCCAGAAAUUAAUAAAGCAGAGCACAAAGAAGAGAAGAAUAUACAUGUACCGAAUGGAACAGUUACCGUGUUUGACCUAACCGGAAAUGAGGCAGAUGUUGCGAAGUCAAAUCAACCUAGUGGAGUGAUUAAUAAAGGCGAUAUGAAAAAUGAAGCUAUCAAAGAAGUGGAUGAAAAAGUUAAAUCCGAAAGUGUUAAGCCUGAGAAGAAGGUUACGUUUCCGGAUCAACCGCCAGAGGGAUUAGGGAAACGAGAAAAAACAAUCCUUCCUUCCAGUGAGGCCAAACUAGCUCCAAGUGAGGAGGUGUCAAAUUUUGGGAAGGACAAAACUGGUAUGAACUCAAGGAUGUCCAGCAGAGGUGGAGUUAAACCAACAGAGAGCAAUGGGUCUCUUGAAGUUCUGUUUGGCAAGAAUGGUGUCCUGAAAGCAGAACCUCAGGACCCAUCCAACACACUGGGUCCUCGUGACCACACUUUAACUGAUAUAAUUAUAUAGCAUUCCAAUUAUGGAUAAGAUUUUCGUUUAUUUUUUACUGCAUGAAAUGAACACUCAUUCUAUUGACACUUUUGGAAAAAACUUUACAUUAUUUUUUUGAU
Molecule: messenger RNA, 1901 nt
Organism: Saccostrea echinata
Lineage: Eukaryota; Metazoa; Mollusca; Bivalvia; Ostreida; Ostreidae
Exons: 10
Coding region: 1-1800 (599 amino acids)
Source: RefSeq, a predicted model, not a curated record